AGUAGCUUGAAUGUGGUUCGGGGACCUCUUUCUCAGUACACACCGACCUGGGCUUAGGGUUAAGGUUCAUCGGACGUCUCAUAUGGGCCCGCGCCUCGCAUCAAUAAUUCGUUCGGGAUGCAGGAGGGAACCGGUUGAGGGCUGUCUCGUGUAGCCAGCUGGGAUAUAAGUACGAAGGCACCGACCUGAUUCUGAUCUCUUCCUUGUACCUUGUAUACCUGCCCCUUGAUACCUGGUACCUACCACCCUGAUACCUUGUACAUCAAACUACCACCCUGCAUUAUACACGAGAAGAGACCGACACCCAAGCCAGGAUGUAUCUUCUUCAUCUCCUCCACCUGCUCUUCACCCUCACCCUAGCCACCGUCUCCAUUGCAACCCCCACCGCAGCCGCCGGCGCCGGCGCCGCUGCUUCCACCCCGACCAGUUCCAGCGAUAGUAGUAGUCCAUAUGUGCAAUGUGCGGAGAAUAUCCUCGAAGCGUGUCUCAACCAAAUGAAACCUGAAAUGGACAACUGUAACCAGAAUGAUUGGUCGUGUUUGUGUACUCAGAGCAAGAAUAUUUUGACAUGCUACAACGACUGCCCCUCCUCCCCGAACCACGCCGGCGCAGUGCAACAAAAAAUCGAAUACUGUAACGCGGCCGAAGCCAACAGCUUAUACUCGACCACGACGUCGUCGAUGUCUGUGAGUUCGACGAGCACGGCCGCGACGGAGACGACCAGUUCGAGUGAGGUGUCCAGAACGGCGGCCGCGUCGGCGGUGAAGUCGUCGGGGGCGGCUGUUGCUAUUGUUGCUGGUGGUGGUGGUGGUGAUGGGAGGGGGGUGUUGUUGGGGGGGAUUUUGGGGGCUUUGGUUUUGGGGUUGUGAAUUGUCUAGUUAGGUGUAUAGGAGUGGUUGGG
Messenger RNA from Aspergillus ibericus CBS 121593, 901 nucleotides. Its product is annotated as GPI anchored serine-threonine rich protein. The coding region runs from base 315 to 869 and encodes 184 amino acids. NCBI's taxonomy places the organism in Eukaryota, Fungi, Ascomycota, Eurotiomycetes, Eurotiales, Aspergillaceae. The transcript has 3 exons. The record is from RefSeq and is a predicted model, not a curated record.